UUGUAAUUUUCACUGACAUUCCUUUCGAAAUUCCAUACCAUGUCGUUGAACACUUUCAAAGAGACCCUGAAACGCUGCUCUAACGUCUCUUCAAUUCCAAACCCUUCUUCAACAACAGAACCCUCAAUUUCUAAAUCUAAUGUCAAUCCUUCACAACCCCGCAGAAUCCCCCCAAAAACCUCAAUUGCUCAGCAACUCCUUCGUCUCGGACAACCUUUCUCUCCUCCCCUCAAGUUGCGCACGAAUCCACCUCAACAACAACCGCAGCCGUCUCCACCACCACCGACGCAGCCGCAAAUAGUAGACCAAAAAGAACUGAACAUACAACCGUUGAAAGAAGAAAAGCGAAGUUCCGAAGAUAGUGGGAAUGUGGAAGAGAUUGAUCAACGAGGUUUUGGGAGACCCAGAUUGGAUGUUCUGCAAUUGGGCGAAAUUGGGCCGUAUGAGCCGCUCGUUUUGUCGUCUCCUGGCGAAAUUCCGGUGAUUCAGGUCCCUGCAUCCAUCAAUUGUAAGCUUCUGGAGCACCAAAGAGAGGGAGUUAAGUUCCUGUACCAAUUGUACAAGAAUAACCAUGGAGGCAUUCUUGGAGAUGACAUGGGAUUGGGAAAGACCAUUCAAACAAUUGCCUUUUUGGCUGCUGUGUUUGGAAAAGAUGGAGAUUCUGGCAACCUCCCAGGUGCACAGAGAAACAAGAAGGGUCCUGUGUUGAUUAUAGGUCCAGCAUCAGUUCUACAAAACUGGGAGAAUGAAUUCUCUGAUUGGGCUAAUUUCCGUGUCGCUAUAUGCCAUGGUCCAAAUCGUGACUUGAUUCUUGAUAAAGCAGAGACUCGGGAAAUCGACGUAAUGAUAACAAGUUUUGAUACUUUUAGGAUCUAUGGAAAUACUAUCUCAGAGGUUAUGUGGGAUAUUGUAAUUGUUGACGAGGCACACCGGCUGAAAAAUGAGAAGUCAAAACUAUAUACUGUAUGCCUAGGUGUAAAAACAAAGAGAAGGUAUGGUCUGACUGGGACAGUGAUGCAGAAUAAAAUCAUGGAGCUGUUCAAUUUAUUUGAUUGGGUCGUACCUGGGUCUUUGGGAACUCGUGAACAUUUUCGUGAUUUUUAUGAUGAACCUCUAAAACUUGGGCAGAGGUCCAGCGCUGAUGACAAGUUUGUUCAAGUUGCUGAAGAACGUAGGCAGCACCUUGUUGCACUUCUUAAAAGCUACUUAUUAAGGAGGACAAAAGACGAGACCAUUGGGAAUCUUAUGAUGGGAAAAGAAGAUAAUAUUGUCUUUUGUGAGAUGAGUGCAUUGCAGAAAAGAGCUUACAAGAGGAUGUUGCAGCAACCGGAGAUCCAAUGCCUUAUGAACAAGGACCUUCCUUGCUCAUGUGGAAGCCCACUCACUCAAGGGGAAUGUCAUAAUAGGAUAGUUUCUGAUGGAGUCAUAUGGAGAUAUCUUCAUAAAGAUAGUCCUGAUGGCUGUAACUGGUGCCCCAAUUGCCUUAUUCUUCCCUGUAUUCUUAAGCUUCAGCAGAUUAGCAAUCAUCUAGAACUUAUCAAACCAAACCCAAAAGAUGAUCAGGAGAAACAAAAGAAAGAUGCUGAUUUGGCUAGAGAAGUGUUUGGACUUGAUAUUGAUUUGGUAGGCGGAAGUGCUCAAAAUGAAAGUUUUAUGGGCCUGAGUGAGGCUAAGGAUUGUGGAAAAAUGAGAGUCCUUGAUAGAUUAAUGGCUUCUUGGCUUGCACACGGUGAUAAAGUCCUUUUGUUCAGUCAUUCAGUUAGGAUGCUCGAUAUCCUGGAAAAGUUUCUUACGCGCAAAGGUUUUAGCUAUUUAAGACUGGAUGGCUCUACACCCACUGGGCUGCGCCAGGCCCUUGUUAAUGAGUUCAACUCAAGUCCAAGCAAGCAGGUGUUCCUUGUCUCUACUCGAGCUGGUGGACUUGGGCUUAAUCUAGUUAGUGCAAACCGAGUAGUAAUAUUUGAUCCAAACUGGAAUCCAUCACAUGAUCUGCAGGCUCAAGACAGAUCAUUUCGCUUAGGCCAGAAGAGGCAUGUUGUUGUUUUCCGCCUUAUCGCUGCUGGUUCUCUUGAGGAACUUGUGUAUACUCGACAAGUGUACAAACAACAGUUGUCAAACAUUGCUGUUUCCGGGAAGAUAGAAAAGCGGUAUUUUGAGGGUGUUCAGGAUCACAAACAAUUUCACGGUGAGCUUUUUGGAAUAGGUAAUCUGUUUCGAGAUCUUUCUGACAAGCUAUUCACCAGUGACAUCGUUGAAUUGCAUGAAAAGCGUGAAUAUGAAUGUACGGAUCAAAAGGGCUUGAAUAAUCUUGGGGAGCAUUUUAUCCAACCAAGUGAAUCAUCUCUAUCAGAAUCUAGAGUGAAAAAAACAGGUAUCUCAGAUAGCACUGCAACAAGAAAGCCACUACUGGAGGAGUUGGGUAUCUUAUAUUCUCAUCGCAAUGAACAUAUAAUCAACUUUGGACCUGGAGGGAGAGUCAGCGAAACAAAAGACAGAGCGACUCCAACUAAUGAUUUGAAGGAACCUCAUAUAUGUCCUUCUAUUGGAGCUAAACAGUUGAGUAGUGGGUCAGAGAGGAACAAAGAAAAUAAAAAGAUGGAAUUCAGUCUAAUUGCUCAAUUCAUGGGUAUGACCGAAAUUGAAUUUAGUAGAUGGGUUAUUUCUGCGGCUCCUUUUGACCGAGAGGAAGUGCUUCAUGACUACAAGAGGAGGAGAAAAGAGAAAUUAUACAGGGUUUAAUCACUCUUUAAUCAAUGUACAGUUGUCUACAUAUCUGUAAAUAUAUUUUUGUUAUACGGAGAUGUACUUUUGGUUGUUGGAUGGAGCCAAAGAUUCAUUUGUUCUUUUGGUUGUGGAUGUAAUGGAUUAAAUCAAAAUGGCUCUGAAUA
This is a messenger RNA of Spinacia oleracea (spinach), 2888 nucleotides long. RefSeq names its product switch 2. The transcript is spliced from 8 exons. The record is from RefSeq and is a predicted model, not a curated record. Gene Ontology annotation, molecular function: ATP binding. The coding region runs from base 40 to 2739 and encodes 899 amino acids. NCBI's taxonomy places the organism in Eukaryota, Viridiplantae, Streptophyta, Magnoliopsida, Caryophyllales, Amaranthaceae.